Molecule: messenger RNA, 846 nt
Organism: Lathyrus sativus (Indian pea)
Lineage: Eukaryota; Viridiplantae; Streptophyta; Magnoliopsida; Fabales; Fabaceae
Source: the annotation of a GenBank genome assembly
AUGGAACCUCAUAACCACCAUCUUGAUGCUGAUAUCUCUUCAUCUGAAAUCAAUUCUGAACAUUACGGUUGUUCGCACUAUAAAAGGAGAUGCAAGAUCUUAGCGCCUUGUUGCAAUGAAAUUUUCGAUUGCAGACAUUGCCAUAACGAAUCUAAGAAUUCGAUUCAUCUUCAUCCUCAACACCGCCACGACAUUCCUCGCCAUCAAGUUAACAAGGUGAUCUGUUCCUUGUGUAGCACAGAGCAAGAUGUUCAACAAAUUUGUAUUCAAUGCGGCGUUUGCAUGGGUAGAUACUUCUGCUCGAAAUGCAAGUUCUUUGAUGACGAUGUAUCAAAAAAUCAAUACCAUUGUGAUGAAUGUGGCAUAUGCAGAACUGGAGGCAAAGAGAACUUUUUCCACUGUAACAAAUGUGAAUGUUGCUAUUCAUCGUCGAUGAAGGAUUCACACCAUUGUAUUGAAAAAGCAAUGCAUCACAAUUGCCCGGUUUGCUUUGAGUUUCUUUUCGAUACAACGAAAGACAUCACUGUAUUGCCAUGCGGUCACACCAUACAUUUGGAAUGCGUGAGAGAAAUGCAACAGCAUUUCCAGUAUUCAUGCCCUGUUUGUUCAAAAUCUUUUUGUGAUAUGUCGCGUGUGUGGGAGAAAAUGGAUGAAGAGGUUGCAUCAACACCUAUGCCAGAAAUGUAUCAAAACAAGAUGGUUUGGAUUCUAUGCAACGACUGCGGGGAAACAUCUGAAGUAAGAUAUCAUAUUGUGGCACACAAGUGCCUUAGAUGCAAGUCCUACAACACCAGAAAGACACAAGCUGCAUCGUGCUUGUCAUGGAUGGAGGAGAUGGUUAGAUGA